AUGUUGACAUCAAAAUUUUCUUCAUCUUCCAACAUCUACAGUACUUUCAUCCUCUUAUCUCUUCUACUCAAUAUUAUUUCUCUAUGUUCAUCGAUCGUACUACCUACUACCCUAAUCCUUCCAGUCACCAAAGACUCAUCAACCCUACAAUACAUUACUGUAAUAGGGCAAAGAACUCCUUUAAUACCCGUAAACUUCACAGUCCACCUCGGCAGUGCAAGCUUAUUGGUGGACUGUGAAAGUGGUUACAAUAGUUCAACUUACAAACCAGUUCUUUGUGAGUCCAAACAAUGUUCUUUUGCCAAGGCUGAGUAUAAUGCCUGUGGAAGCCUCUGCCUAUCUAAACCGCGGCCUGGAUGCAACAACAAUACUUGCCAUACUCUUGAUGGAAAUCCCAUUACUGAUACGUAUACAGGUGCAGAACUUGCUGAGGAUGUGUUGGCUAUUGGUUCAAAGCCAGUCGUCCUUGUCUCUCAGCCAAAGUUUAUUUUCACUUGCAUUAGGUCUUUUAUUAUGACACAUCUCGCCAAAGGAGUUACAGGAAUUGCAGGUUUUGGACACAAUAGUACAAUAUCCAUUCCUAAUCAACUUGCUUCAUUAGACUCAAAAUUCACCAAUAAGUUUGGUAUUUGCUUAAGCUCAUCUACUACAAGAUCUAGUGGAGUUAUUUUCAUUGGUUCUACUCCAUAUUAUGUUUACAAUCCUAUGAUUGAUAUCUCCAAGAAUCUUGUCUACACCCCACUAGUCAAAAAUACCUUUACCACUUCAAAGUUUUCAGAGUACCAUGUCAAAGUUUCAUCCAUUCAAAUCGCGGGAAAAAAUGUGCCAUUAAAUAAAACAUUGUUAUCUAUUAAGAAAGGACUUGGUGGAACAAGAAUCAGCACAACGACAGCUUUCACAAUCUUACACACUACCAUUUACGAUGUUGUUAAAACUGCUUUCAUCAACGCGCUUCCUAAGAAUGUGACAAUUGUAGAGCCUCCUACGAAACAAUUUGGACUUUGCUUUAGUUCAAAAAACAUUAGAAACACAAAUGUUGGACCAGAUGUUCCUGUGAUCGAUAUUGUUUUUCACAAGAAGAGUGCAUUUUGGAGAAUUUAUGGAGCAAAUUCAGUGGUACAAGUUAAUAAGGAUGUUAUGUGUUUAGCAUUUGUGGGACAAGAUCAAACAAGGGCACCAUCAAUUGAGAUAGGAGGAUAUCAAUUGGAAGAGAACCUCUUGAUAUUUGACCUUCCACAAAAGAAGAUAGGUUUUAGCUCUUCACUCAAACUUCAACAAACAUCAUGUUCUAAGUACGAAAAAACAUCAUGA
This is a messenger RNA of Solanum verrucosum, 1311 nucleotides long. Its product is annotated as probable aspartic proteinase GIP2. The transcript is spliced from 2 exons. Gene Ontology annotation, biological process: proteolysis. The record is from RefSeq and is a predicted model, not a curated record. The coding region runs from base 1 to 1311 and encodes 436 amino acids. Gene Ontology annotation, molecular function: aspartic-type endopeptidase activity. NCBI's taxonomy places the organism in Eukaryota, Viridiplantae, Streptophyta, Magnoliopsida, Solanales, Solanaceae.